Molecule: messenger RNA, 381 nt
Organism: Knipowitschia caucasica
Lineage: Eukaryota; Metazoa; Chordata; Actinopteri; Gobiiformes; Gobiidae
Source: the annotation of a GenBank genome assembly
AUGAUCAAAAAGUUGAUUGGAAAAGCCCAUGAGAUCCCUGACAUUGAGCAGCAGACACGUCUUGUCCAAAUGCUCCAAAAAGUGGAGAAUGGGGUUCGGAUCCCAGAGGGUAGUGACCUCACAGCCAAAGACCUCAAAGCCAUUGGGAAAGCUGCUGCCAAAAGCUUGCUGCAGGAGUGUGGCUCGGUCUCUGCUCUAUGUGAGAACAAUUUCACUGAGGAGACAAUGAAACUGAACCUGAACCUCCAACUCACAUAUUUCUUGGCCCAUCGUCCUCAGACUAAAACAACAUGCUUCUUUUCAAGAGUGUGGAAGGUCUUCAGAAGAAACAAAAUCAGCUCAGGACCUCUGAGCACUUAUUUGUCAUCUCCCAUCUACUAA